CUAAAAUCCUUCUGAACACCGAUACUACAGCGUGGAAAAAACAUAGUUCAGCUUUAGGAUGAGAUUUACAAACCUAUAAAAUCCUUAAAAGGUCAGUAGAAAGAUCAUGGCUUUGAGUUACCGGACAGUGAAGUCGAACGUCAGAUCCAGAGGAACUCAUCAGCCCUCUGCUCCAGUGGACAACAUUAAGGAGAUGCAGCAAAAGCUGAAAGAAGAACGCGAGGCCAAGAGGGCACAGCUGGACAGCAGACAUGACUAUGUUCUCAGCAUUGUGUCCUCUUGUGUGGGUCUGGAGAAGGCUGAAGUUGAAGAUGCGAUACUGGAGGGCACACAGAUUGAGCGGAUGGAGCAGUUCUUUGCUGUUGAUGGCCUUUCUCACCUUGUGUUAUACUACCAAGACACAGAGCCUGUGGAUGCAGCCGCAUCUUCCUCAAUGAGUCGUGGUAAGAAAGCCAAGGUCUUCGUGACGGAAGGCACAGAUGUGGCCCUCACUGGCAUUUGUGUAUUUUUCACCCGGGCAAACACCUCCAAGCCUAUCACAUCAGAGAAUAUCCACAGGGAUGUGAACUUCAACAUGUUGGACACCACGGGUGUUGGUCUGCUGAAGAGCGUGGAGCAGCUGCUGUCAGAGAUCUUCAUCCCUACUCUGAGGAAGAUGAACCACGGCUGGGGAGAGCUAGCAAGCCCGCAGGCUCAGGCUGUCAAACAAGACUUUAUUAGCUCCCUGGACAGCUUUGUCUCUGUGUUAGCUGGGGCACAGGAGAGCCUGCAGGAAAAGGUAAACCUCCAAGAAUGUGAAACUUUUGACUUGAAGACGUUGAAAGGGCCUUCAGAUUACACAGCCGUGGCCAACAGCACAGAGGCUCUGGAGAAGAUCGAAGCCUGCAUGAAAACCUGGAUCAAACAGAUCGAACAGGUCCUUGCAGAGAGUGACCAGCUAAGGAAAGAGGCAGAUGACCUGGGCCCCCGUGCAGAGCUUGACCACUGGAAGAAACGCAUGUCCCGUUUUAACUACCUGCUGGACCAGUUGAAGAGCCCCGAGGUCAAAGCUGUGCUGGGGGUUCUUAUUGUAGCCAAGUCCAAACUCAUUAAGGUUUGGCGAGAACUAGACAUCAGGAUCACUGAUGCAGCAAAUGAGGCCAAAGACAAUGUGAAGUACCUGUACACCCUUGAGAAGUUCUGUGACCCACUGUACAACAGCAACCCUGUGUCCAUGGUAGAAGCUAUUCCUGGGCUCAUAAAUGCGAUCCGUAUGAUCCAUAGCAUCUCUCGUUACUACAACACUUCAGAGAAGAUCACCUCCCUUUUUGUCAAGGUUACAAAUCAAAUGAUCACCGCCUGUAAAGCCUAUAUCACAAAUAAUGGCUCGGCAACCAUAUGGGAUCAGCCGCAGGAAGUGGUAUCUGAGAAACUCAAAGCUGCCAUUCGCUUGAAUCAGGAAUACCAGAAGUAUUUCCAAAAAACCAAGCAGAAGCUAGAGGAGAAUCCGUCGGAGCGUCAGUUUGACUUUAGCGAGAUGUACAUCUUUGGCAAGUUUGACACGUUUCAGCGACGGCUGAACAAAAUCCUAAACAUGUUUAGCACCAUUACCACCUACAAUGCCCUUCAGGACUCCAAAAUUGAGGGACUGGAAACCAUGGCAACCAGAUUUCAGGCCAUUGUGUUGACCAUGAAGAAAAAACAGUACAGUUUCCUGGACCAAAGAAGGACUGACUUUGAUCAGGACUAUGAUGAAUUUUGUAAACAAACUAGUGAACUACAUAUCCAACUGAAAACGUUCAUGGACAACACCUUUGACAAAAUACAAAAUACUGAGCGGGCUUUACAUGUGCUCAAGAAAUUUGAAAGGCUUGGCAUCCCAGACUUGGGCAUCAGUGAGAAGUACCAGAAGAUUCUGCAAAACUUUGGCAGGGACAUUGAGAUGAUCUCUCGAAUUUACACCAAACAGAAAAUAGACCCCCCCAUCGCUCCAGACCUCCCUCCUAUCGCAGGGAAGAUCGUGUGGGCUCGGCAGCUGUACAGCCGCAUCCAGGAGCCCAUGGAUCUUUUCCAGCAGCUUCCUGGGAUACUCAGCACCCCAGAUGCCAAGCCCAUCAUUCGAAAUUACAAUCGGGUGGCCAAGGUGUUGCUGGAGUUUGAAGUGCUUUAUCAUCAGAGCUGGAUGGCACAGACUGAGGCAGUUAAAGUGGGGCUGCAAGCCUCUUUGCUGGUCAAGAGUCCAGAAACUGGGGAGCUGCAUGUGAACUUUGACCCCCAGAUCCUGACCCAGAUUCGAGAGACAGACUGCAUGCUAGGAAUGGGACUUGAGAUUCCACCCUUUGCAGCCAUCUUGCAGCAGAAAAAGGAUGUUUUCAAAAAGAACUACAAUAAACUUCAGUUGAUGGUGUCAGAAAACUCCAGGGUGAGGUCUAAGAUCCAGCCAGCCUUUGAACAACUGCUCAUGGCACAUGUCGCUAAAGUAGAUGAGGCCAUCCUGCCCGGACUGACCUCCCUCAAUUGGACCUCCCUAAACAUAGAGAAAUAUCUUAAUCGGAUCACUGCUGCACUCGAAAACCUUGAACUUCUGCUGCACAGAGUGAAUGACCUUGUGGAGUUUAGAAUCGACGCUGUUUUGCAGGAAAUGAGUACUGCUACACUGUGUGUGUUGCCUGAAGAUGAGCCAUGCACCUGCGAGGAGUUUGUUCAGACCACUAAGGAGCUUUGCAUCAAAGGAGCCCAAAUGCUGCAUACCAAAAGCUCAUUGGUGGAGGAGGCAGCCAAUGAGCUGAUUAAUAUGUUACUGGAGUUUGAGCAGAAAGAGGAAGAAGAGAGAAACCGUGAUGAAAGCAGGACAGAGAGUAAAGUGGAACAGAUGGACAGUGAUGAGGAGGAAUGUAAAUCCGAGGGGCGUCUUUUGUCACGUAGCACCACGGCUCCUAGCGUUGGCCCCUCUUCCCCACUGGUGAGAAAGAAGAAAAAGAGGGAUCUGAUGAAGGUAAUGGAGGAGGAGGCAAAGGAGCUGCUUUCUCAUUUUAACCAUCGGAAUGUGGAUGCAUUACUGCGCCUGACGCGUAACACCCUGGAGACUCUACGCAAGCGCAUCCACGCAACAUCACUGAUGCAAUUUCUGGCAGAAGCCGAUUCCCCUAGUCGGCAGAAGGGAAGUGGGCUGCAGCCUAUCUUUAAGGCGGGAGUGUGUUUAGCCAUCCCAAACAUCAUCAUGGUUCCAGGGCUAGAUGAGGUUCAGCAAGCCUUGAACAGAGCUGUGGACUGUGUGGUCAGCGUCAGUAAAGGAGUUGGACAGUGGAGCAAGGAGAGAAUUUCCAAGAGGAAAAUGAGUGAGCGACGCAUGGCCGCUCUGAAACAGAACAGCCAAGAGAGUGAAUCAGAAGACGGUGAAUCAACCUAUCGCAGCUUCGGCGGCAGUACCUCAGAUAUAUCAGCGUCUGCAAACCAGGUCAUUCCCAUCCAAAUCAAGAACUACCACAAAAGCAUUUCUGAGAACAAAGAGAUUGUCAAGCUGGUUUCUGUGCUUAGUACGUCCAUCAACUCCACCAAGAAGGACAUAAUGAAUGCUUUGGAUCGCUUUAGCCUCUAUCACCACAUCUGGAAGAAAGAUAGAGAGGAAACCAUCCAGAAAUUCAUCCAGGGGAACCCUCUUCUUUCUGAAUUUGAGUCGCAGAUCCUGUACUACAGAGACCUGGAGCUAGAGAUUAAUGCAGAGCCUGAGUCUAUCUCAGUAGGAGCUCUGGCAUUAUAUACAGCGGAUCUGAAGUUGGCCCUUACUGCUGAGACAAAGAGCUGGAUGGUGGAUUUUGGUCACCAUUGCAACAGGAAGUAUCACAUGGAGAUGGAACAGAUCUUCACUUUUAUAGAUGAGGCGAGCAAGAAACUCAACAGGCAGAUUAAGGACUUGGAUGAUAUUCGUAUCGCUAUGGCAACGCUCAAGGAGAUCAGAGAACACCAGAUCUCCAUAGACUUUCAAGUUGGUCCAAUUGAGGAAUCGUAUGCCAUGCUUCAUAAGUAUGGAUUAUUGAUUGCCAAAGAGGAAGCAGAGAAAGUGGACACACUUCGGUACACCUGGGAGAAACUGCUUUCCCGUAGCACAGAGGUGCAGAACGAGCUGGUGUCCCUCCAACCAAACUUCAGAGGAGAACUCAUCAAAAACGUUGAGACCUUUGUGGAAGACUGCCAGUACUUCUACCAUGACUAUGACAGGGAUGGUCCCAUGGUGGUUGGAUUGGCUCCCCAGGAUGCCAGUGAUAGGCUUAUUAUGUUUCAGAAUCGCUUUGACAACCUGUUCCGCAAGUACAUCACAUACACAGGUGGGGAGGAACUCUUUGGCCUACCUGUUACCCAGCAUCCUCAGCUGCUUGAGAUCAGGAAACAGUUGACUCUUCUCCAAAAGCUAUAUGGACUCUACAACAGUGUCAUCGAGACAGUGAAUGGCUACUAUGACAUCUCAUGGGCCGACAUCCACAUUGACAGAAUCAACAAUGAACUUCUUGAGUUUCAGUCGAGGUGUCGUAAGCUGCCAAGGGCCCUGAAAGAGUGGCAGGCAUUUCUGGAUUUGAAAAAAACUAUUGACGAAUUUAGUGAGUGCUGCCCCCUGCUGGAUCUAAUGACUAACAAAGCAAUGAUGACACGCCACUGGAAGAGGAUUACUGAGGUUACAGGUCACACCUUUGAGGUCGAAACGGAUAACUUCAAGCUCCGUAACAUCAUGGAAGCCCCACUGCUGAAGUACAAAGAAGAAAUCGAGGAUAUCUGUAUCAGUGCUGUGAAGGAGCGUGACAUCGAGCAGAAACUCAAGCAAGUAAUUUCAGAAUGGGACAACAAGACCUUUACUUUUGCUCACUUUAAAACCAGAGGCGAGCUCCUUUUGAGAGGAGACAGUACAUCUGAGAUCAUUACUAACAUGGAGGACAGCCUGAUGAUGCUUGGUUCCCUUAUGAGCAACAGAUACAACACACCGUUCAAAGCCCAGAUCCAGAAGUGGGUCCAGAACCUCUCCAACACAACAGAUAUCAUUGAGAACUGGAUGACUGUACAAAACCUCUGGAUUUACCUUGAGGCUGUUUUUGUUGGUGGAGACAUAGCCAAACAGCUGCCAAAAGAGGCAAAGCGCUUCUCCAACAUUGAUAAAUCCUGGGUGAAAAUCAUGACUCGAGCUCAUGAGAUGCCCAAUGUAGUCCAGUCGUGUGUGGGAGAUGAGACUAUGGGUCAGUUGCUGCCUCACCUGCUGGAACAGCUAGAGAUGUGUCAAAAAUCUCUCACAGGGUAUCUGGAGAAAAAGCGUUUGCUGUUUCCACGUUUCUUCUUUGUAUCAGAUCCCGCACUGCUGGAGAUUUUGGGCCAAGCAUCUGACUCACACACCAUCCAGGCUCACCUGCUCAACAUCUUUGACAACAUCAAAUGUGUCCGCUUCCAUGAAAAGAUGUAUGAUAAGAUUCUGGCAAUAUCAUCACGAGAGGGUGAAACACUUGAGCUGGACAGGCCUGUCGUAGCGGAGGGCAAUGUGGAGGUCUGGCUUAAUGCGCUACUGAAAGAAUCCCAGAGGUCUUUGCACCUUGUCAUCCGUCAGGCUGCACUUUCCAUUCAAGACUCUGGUUUUGAGUUGAUCGAAUUUUUGGACUCCUUUCCUGCUCAGGUUGGUUUACUAGGAAUCCAGAUGAUCUGGACAAAGGAUUCUGAGGAUGCUUUGAGCAAUGCCAGAUAUGACCGUAAGAUCAUGGCUAAAACCAACCAUUUUUUUCUUGAGCUCCUCAACAAUUUAAUUGACAUGACCACAAAGGACCUUGGAGCUGUUGAACGGACCAAGUAUGAAACACUAAUCACCAUUCACGUACACCAGAGGGACAUCUUUGAUGAUUUGUGUCGUUUGCACAUCAAAAACCCUACAGACUUUGAAUGGCUGAAGCAGUGUCGCUUUUACUUCAAUGAGGACUCGGAUAAGAUGAUGAUCAACAUCACUGAUGUGGCUUUCGUGUAUCAGAAUGAGUUUCUAGGCUGCACCGACAGGCUGGUUAUCACUCCUCUCACUGACAGAUGCUACAUUACUUUAGCUCAAGCUCUGGGAAUGAGCAUGGGUGGAGCCCCAGCCGGGCCAGCGGGAACAGGAAAGACAGAAACCACUAAGGACAUGGGCCGCUGCCUGGGCAAAUAUGUGGUGGUAUUUAACUGCUCUGACCAGAUGGACUUCAGAGGCUUGGGCAGAAUAUUCAAAGGUCUUGCUCAGUCUGGCUCCUGGGGAUGUUUUGAUGAGUUUAACCGUAUCGACCUGCCGGUGCUUUCAGUGGCGGCUCAACAAAUUGCCAUUGUGCUUACCUGCAAGAAAGAACGGCGCAAGAACUUCAUCUUUACUGAUGGAGAUAACGUAGAGAUGAAUCCUGAGUUUGGCAUCUUCCUCACGAUGAAUCCUGGAUACGCAGGAAGACAGGAACUUCCAGAGAAUCUGAAAAUUAACUUCCGCUCAGUGGCGAUGAUGGUUCCUGACAGACAGAUCAUUAUCAGAGUGAAACUGGCAAGCUGUGGCUUCAUUGACAAUAUUGAGCUGGCCAGGAAAUUCUUCACUCUGUACAAACUGUGUGAGGAGCAGCUCUCUAAACAGGUCCACUAUGACUUCGGCCUGCGCAAUAUUCUGUCUGUUCUGCGCACUCUUGGUGCCGCAAAACGGGCUAAUCCUAAUGACACAGAGUCUACUAUUGUCAUGAGAGUUCUGCGAGACAUGAACCUGUCCAAACUGAUUGAUGAGGAUGAGCCAUUGUUCCUGAGUUUGAUCGAAGAUCUUUUCCCUGGAAUUCAGUUGGAUAAAGCUGGAUACCCUCAUCUGGAAUCAGCCAUAGACAAACAGGUAACUGAGGCUGGUCUUAUCAAUCACCCACCAUGGAGGUUAAAGGUCAUUCAGCUUUAUGAGACUCAAAGAGUUCGUCAUGGGAUGAUGGCACUAGGACCCAGUGGAGCAGGAAAAACAACCUGCAUCCAUACCCUAAUGAAGGCCAUGACUGAUUGUGGCCAACCUCACAGAGAGAUGCGUAUGAACCCUAAAGCUAUAACUGCACCUCAAAUGUUUGGUCGACUCGAUGUGGCAACCAACGACUGGACUGAUGGAAUCUUUUCCACUCUCUGGAGGAAAACACUCAGAGCAAAGAAAGGGGAACACAUAUGGAUUGUUCUUGAUGGGCCAGUUGAUGCUAUAUGGAUUGAAAACCUAAACUCAGUCCUGGAUGAUAACCGCACACUGACAUUGGCCAAUGGUGACCGCAUCCCCAUGGCUCCCAAUUGUAAGAUUGUGUUUGAGCCACACAACAUCGAUAACGCCUCCCCGGCCACAGUGUCCCGUAAUGGAAUGGUGUUUAUGAGCUCUUCUGUCCUUAAUUGGAGCCCUAUUUUGGAGGGCUGGCUGAAGAAUCGCUCCCCUCAGGAAGGGGUGGUCCUGAGGGAUCUCUUUUCGUCCUCCUUCCCUGAGCUCUAUCGAUUCAGCAUUCAAUCUUUGCAAUAUAAAAUGGAGAUGCUGGAGGCCUUCAUCAUCAUGCAGUGCAUAAACAUGCUGCAAGGACUCAUUCAGCCCAAGGAGCAGGGAGGGGAGCUGUCUCGUGAGCACAUGGAACGUCUGUAUGUCUUCGCUCUGAUGUGGAGUGUGGGAGCCCUGUUGGAACUGGAUGAUCGAAUCAAGAUGGAGCAAUGGCUCCGUCACCAUGACAACAUCUGCCUGGACCUUCCCAACAUCCCACCCCACAGCGAGGACACUAUGUUCGACUUUUACGUCACUAAUGAUGGCCACUGGGUUCACUGGAAUACCAGAGUGGAAGAGUAUAUUUACCCACCUGACUCUACACCAGAGUACGGCUCCAUAUUGGUGCCCAAUGUAGACAAUGUUCGCACUGACUUCCUCAUCCAGACCAUUGCAAAGCAGGGCAAGGCUGUGCUUUUGAUAGGAGAACAGGGCACUGCCAAAACCGUCAUCGUCAAAGGCUACAUGUCCAAAUAUGACCCAGAAUCCCACGCUGCCAAGAGUCUCAAUUUCUCCUCUGCCACCACACCUCUUAUGUUUCAGCGCUCUGUGGAGAGUUAUGUUGAUAAACGAAUGGGAACCACUUAUGGCCCUCCGGCAGGGAAGAAAAUGUCCAUCUUUAUUGACGACAUCAACAUGCCUGUGAUCAAUGAAUGGGGUGACCAGGUCACCAAUGAAAUAGUUCGGCAGUUGAUGGAGCAAAAUGGCUUCUUUAACCUGGAGAAACCAGGAGAGUUCACCAACAUUGUGGAUAUCCAGUUCUUGGCAGCUAUGAUCCACCCUGGAGGGGGACGAAAUGAUAUCCCCCAGAGACUGAAGAGGCAGUUUUCUAUUUUCAACUGUACUCUUCCUUCCAAUGCCUCUAUAGACAAGAUCUUUGGGGUGAUAGGCACAGGUCAUUACUGUUCCCGACGGGGAUUUUCAGAGGAAGUACGCAACUCAGUGGUCAGGCUGGUUCCACUGACCCGAAGACUAUGGCAAAUGACAAAGGUUAAAAUGCUGCCCACUCCCGCCAACUUCCACUACAUUUUUAACCUGCGUGACCUCUCCCGCAUCUGGCAGGGAAUGCUCAGCGUGACUGCAGAGGUCAUCAACUUGCCUGAUGUAUUACUACAGCUGUGGAAGCAUGAAUGCAAACGUGUUAUCGCUGACCGGUUUACUGCCCCAGAAGAUGUGGCCUGGUUUGACUACACACUGGCCAAGCUGGUGGAAGAAGAGCUUGGGGAAGAAGAACGAGUGGUGGUGGAUCUUGGGGUGGAUUCCUACUUUGUGGACUUUCUCAGAGAUGCACCUGAGGCCACAGGUGAGGAACCAGAGGAAACUGAUUUCGACAUGCCAAAAGUAUAUGAGCCUAUCAAAUCUUUUGAUAGUCUAAUGGAGAGGCUGAACAUGUUUUUGAGUCAUUACAAUGAGAGCAUCAGAGGAGCAGGCAUGGAUUUGGUUUUCUUCAGGGAUGCCAUGAUUCAUCUGGUUAAGAUUUCUCGGAUCAUCAGGACCCCUCGGGGAAAUGCCCUCUUGGUCGGUGUAGGGGGUUCUGGAAAACAGAGUCUGACAAGACUAGCGUCUUUUAUCGCUGGCUACAAGACUUUCCAGAUUACACUCACUCGUUCCUACAACACCCCCAACCUGAUGGAGGACCUGAAGGGCUUGUACAGAACUGCUGGACAUCAGGGCAAAGGCGUCAGCUUUAUUUUCACUGACAACGAGAUCAAGGAUGAAUCCUUCCUGGAGUACAUGAACAACGUCCUUUCAUCAGGAGAGGUGUCCAAUUUGUUUGCUCGAGAUGAGAUCGACGAGAUUAUUAGUGACCUCAUUCCAGUCAUGAAGCGAGAGUUUCCACGGCGACCGCCCACGAAUGAAAACCUACAUGAUUAUUUUAUGAGCAGAGUGAGGCAGAACCUUCACGUGGUUCUGUGCUUCUCUCCAGUUGGGGAGAGGUUCCGUAAUCGAGCUUUGAAGUUUCCGGCUCUUAUUUCAGGAUGCACCAUGGACUGGUUUAGUCGCUGGCCCAAAGAUGCUCUGAUCGCAGUGUCAGAACACUUCCUGUCCAUGUAUGACAUAGACUGCACUCCUGAGGUAAAGGGGGAAGUGGUUCAGUGCAUGGGCUCUUUUCAGGAUGGGGUGGCAGAAAAGUGUGCAGAUUAUUUUCAGCGGUACCGACGUUCCACACAUGUCACACCCAAAUCCUACCUGUCCUUUAUCCACGACUACAAAACCAUCUACAAAGAGAAGCACUCAGAGGUUCAGACUCUCGCCGAAAGGAUGAACACUGGCCUCCAGAAACUCAAGGAGGCCUCUGAGUCUGUUGCUGCCCUCAGCAAAGAGCUGGAGGUGAAGGAGAAAGAACUUCAGAUAGCCAAUGAGAAGGCUGAUAUGGUGUUGAAGGAGGUGACCGUGAAGGCUCAGGCUGCUGAAAAGGUCAAAGUUGAAGUUCAAAAGGUCAAAGAUAAAGCACAGGCCAUAGUUGACAGCAUCUCUGCAGACAAGGCCAUCGCUGAAGAGAAGUUGGAGGCAGCCAGGCCUGCUCUGGAAGAGGCUGAGGCAGCACUGCAGACCAUAAAGCCAUCAGACAUUGCUACGGUGCGAACACUGGGCAGACCGCCCCACCUCAUCAUGCGUAUUAUGGACUGUGUGUUGUUACUCUUCCAGAGGAGAGUGAACACGGUGAAAAUUGAUCCUGAGAAAAACUGCACCAUGCCCUCCUGGCAAGAGUCACUAAAACUCAUGACUGCUGGGAACUUCCUGGGCAGUCUACAGCAAUUUCCCAAAGACACCAUCAAUGAGGAGGUGGUGGAACUCCUCUCUCCGUACUUUGACAUGUUAGACUAUAACAUAGAAACAGCCAAGAGGGUGUGCGGCAAUGUUGCAGGUCUUUGCUCCUGGACCAAAGCAAUGGCUGCCUUCUUUUCUAUCAAUAAAGAAGUGCUUCCUUUGAAGGCUAAUCUGGCUGUGCAGGAGAACAGGCUGACCAUAGCUAAUGUGGACCUCCAGAAAGCCCAGGCAGAACUGGAUGCUAAGCAAGCAGAGCUGGAUGUAGUUCAGGCUGAGUAUGAGAAGGCCAUGAUGGAAAAACAGACUUUACUAGAGGAUGCAGAACGCUGUCGACACAAGAUGCAAACAGCCUCUAGUCUGAUCAGUGGGCUGGCAGGAGAGAAGGAGCGUUGGACACAGCUUAGUAAAGAGUUUGCUGCUCAGACCAAACGACUAGUUGGUGAUGUGCUGCUGGCUACAGCCUUCCUGUCCUACUCGGGCCCUUUUAACCAAGAGUUCCGCAACCUCCUUCUCACUGAUUGGCAAAGAGAAAUGAAGUCCCGCCAAAUUCCUUUUAGGACUAAUCUGAAUCUCACCGAGAUGUUGAUUGACGCUCCCACGGUAAGCGAAUGGAACCUACAGGGGCUGCCCAAUGAUGACCUGUCCAUCCAGAAUGGGAUUAUUGUUACAAAAGCUGCCAGAUUUCCCUUGCUGAUUGACCCCCAGACCCAGGGAAAGAUCUGGAUUAAGAACAAAGAAUCCAAGAAUGAGCUUCAGAUCACCUCACUGAAUCACAAGUACUUCAGAAACCAUCUAGAGGACAGUUUAUCUCUAGGGCGUCCCCUACUGAUUGAGGAUGUUGGGGAGGAAUUGGAUCCUGCCCUGGACAAUGUCCUGGAGAAGAACUUCAUCAAGACUGGGUCCACAUAUAAGGUGAAAGUAGGUGAUAAAGAAGUGGAUGUAAUGAAGGGUUUCCGUCUCUAUGUGACCACUAAAUUGCCCAAUCCAGCAUACACUCCUGAGAUCAGUGCACGGACAUCCAUUAUCGACUUCACUGUUACUAUGAGGGGUCUGGAAGAUCAGCUGCUGGGCAGAGUUAUUCUUACUGAGAAACAGGAACUGGAGAAGGAGCGGACUGACCUGCUAGAGGAUGUGACGGCCAAUAAACGUAAAAUGAAGGAACUGGAGGAUAAUCUACUUUUUAGGCUGACCAGCACGCAGGGCUCGCUGGUGGAUGAUGAGAGCCUCAUCAUAGUGCUGGGAAACACCAAACGCACUGCAGAGGAGGUCACACAGAAACUCCAGAUCGCUGCUGAGACUGAGAUCCAGAUCAAUGCGGCCCGUGAGGAAUACAGACCCGUUGCCACAAGAGGAAGCAUCUUGUACUUUCUGAUCACGGAGAUGAGCAUGGUGAACGUGAUGUAUCAGAGCUCCCUGCGCCAGUUCCUGGGCUUGUUCGACUUGUCCUUGGCAAAGUCCUCAAAGAGUCCAAUUACAAGCAAACGGAUUGCCAACAUCAUCGAGUACAUGACUUUCGAGGUGCACAAGUACGCAGCUCGGGGUUUGUAUGAAGAACACAAGUUCCUGUUCACCCUGCUGCUCACUCUCAAGAUCGACAUGCAGAGCAACAGGGUCAAACACGAGGAGUUCCUGACCCUUAUUAAAGGAGGUGCUUCGCUGGACCUGAAAGCCUGUCCACCCAAAGCUGCAAAGUGGAUCCUGGACAUAACAUGGCUCAACCUGGUGGAGCUGAGCAAACUGUGGCAGUUCUCUGACAUUCUAGAUCAGAUUGGGCGUCAUGAGAAACAGUGGAAGAGUUGGUUUGAUCGAGAGGCACCAGAGGAAGAACCAAUCCCAAAUGCAUAUGACCAGGCUCUGGACUGUUUUAGGCGGCUACUCCUUAUUCGAUCCUGGUGUCCAGAUAGAACCAUCGCUCAGGCACGAAAGUACAUCAUGCACUCAAUGGGGGAGAGAUAUGCUGAGGGAGUGAUUCUGGACCUGGAGAAGACCUGGGAGGAGUCGGACCCCCGCACUCCUCUCAUCUGCUUCCUGUCCAUGGGUUCAGACCCAACAGACUCAAUCAUCGCCCUGGGCAAACGACAGAGAAUUGAGACUCGUUACGUCUCAAUGGGUCAGGGGCAGGAAGUUCAUGCACGCAAACUUCUGCAGCACUCCAUGGCUAAUGGAGGCUGGGCUUUACUUCAAAACUGUCAUUUGGGUCUGGAAUUUAUGGACGAACUGAUGGAUACAAUCACAGAAACAGACAGCAUUCAUGACACCUUCAGACUGUGGAUGACCACUGAGGUCCACAGACACUUUCCUAUCACUCUCCUGCAGAUGUCAAUCAAAUUCACCAAUGAGCCUCCACAGGGACUGAAAGCCGGACUUAAAAGGACUUAUGGAGGUAUCAGUCAGGAUCUUCUAGAUGUGAGCAACAUGGUACAGUGGAGGCCCAUGUUGUACGGGGUGGCAUUCCUCCAUUCCACUGUCCAAGAGAGGCGAAAAUAUGGACCUUUGGGUUGGAACAUACCAUAUGAGUUCAACCAGGCAGAUUUCAAUGCAACCAUACAGUUUGUCCAGAAUCACCUGGAUGAUAUGGACAUCAAGAAGGGCGUGUCCUGGAACACUGUACGAUACAUGAUCGGCGAGAUCCAGUAUGGCGGUAGGGUGACUGAUGACUAUGACAAGCGCCUCUUGAACACAUUUGCGAAGGUGUGGUUCAAUGAAAACAUGUUCAGCCCUGAUUUCCACUUCUACAAAGGCUACUGCAUUCCCAGAUGCAAUAGUGUGGACCAGUAUCUCCAAUACGUUCAGGGUCUCCCAACAUAUGACACCCCUGAGGUGUUCGGCCUCCACCCAAAUGCAGACAUCACCUACCAAAGCAAACUUGCCAAGGACGUACUAGACACUAUCCUGAGUAUCCAACCAAAGGACAGCUCCAGCGGAGGGGGAGAGACCAGGGAGGCGAUUGUGGGUCGGCUAGCAGAUGACAUGCUGGAGAAACUGCCUCCAGAUUUUGUACCAUUCGAGGUCAAAGAGAGAUUGAUGAGCAUGGGUCCCCUCCAGCCCAUGAACAUUUUCCUGCGGCAGGAGAUUGAUCGCAUGCAGAGAGUGAUUGUUCUGGUCAGGAACACGCUGAGUGACCUGAAGCUGGCCAUCGAUGGAACCAUCAUAAUGAGCGAGAACCUGCGAGAUGCACUGGACUGCAUGUAUGACGCCCGAAUACCCGCACGCUGGAAAAAGGCCUCCUGGGCUUCUACAACAUUGGGGUUUUGGUUCACAGAGUUGCUGGAGCGUAACCGGCAGUUCCACUCUUGGAUUUUUGAGGGACGACCCAACUGUUUUUGGAUGACAGGCUUCUUCAACCCACAGGGCUUCCUGACAGCUAUGAGACAGGAGAUCACUCGUGCUAACAAGGGGUGGGCGUUGGACCGUAUGGUUCUGUGUAAUGAAGUUACUAAAUGGAUGAAGGAUGACAUUACACAGCCUCCUUCAGAGGGGGUGUAUGUCUAUGGCCUCUACCUGGAAGGGGCCGGAUGGGACCGCAGGAACUGCAAGCUUAUUGAUUCCAAACCCAAAGUACUGUUUGAGAUGAUGCCUGUGGUCAGGAUGUACGCAGAGAACAAUGGUGUCAAAGAUGCUCGCUUGUAUUCAAGUCCAAUAUAUAAGAAACCUGUUCGAACAGACCUGAACUACAUCGCAGCUGUUGACCUGAGAACCAGUCACCCUCCAGAAUACUGGAUCCUGAGAGGAGUGGCCCUCCUGUGUGACGUCAAAUAAUCAGGUCAAACUCUAGUUUAGGGUUAAUUCUUACUAUGAACUAGUUGCUUAUUAGCAUGCAUAUUACAGGAUAUUGGCUUCUUAUUUACUUAUAAAGCAUAUUAAUGCCUUAUUCUACAAGACCAUAUUCUACAUCCCUUAAUCCUACCCAAUACCUAAACUUAACAACUAACUUACUAACAGUAUUAAUAUAAUAAGCAGUAAUUAUGCGUGUAUUGAGGCAAAAGUCAUAUUUAAUAGUUAGUUAAUAGUGAGAAUUGGACCCUAAUCUAAAGUGUGACCAAUAAUCAUCUUUUAAAAUGAUUGAAUACAAAAGUUUACUGAUGGCUUUCUGAUCUUUUUCUGUAUUUUUACUGAUGUUUACCCUGAUCACCUGAAUAAAAACAUGUACAGCUCUCUAUAGAACCAUAUAUAAGGUUUCUAAGAAUCACAGCAGGAGCCUUGAUAUCUAAACCAUCAUAAAUAUUGUCAAGUUGUACAUCGUCAUAUGGUUUUCUGAGUGCCUCUCAAGACCAUCUGCUGUGUCUCGUCUUUAAAUGUAUGAACCUGUGGAUUAAAGGCCAAAUGUAAGCCUGCUGAUUAACAGCCCAGCUGAAGCGUAUUCAUGCUUGUCCUACAGUAAACAGUCUCGUGUGUACAAGUCAAGGUUGGUUUGAGCUGUGGAAGAGAUUUACCUAAGCCCAUUUUCAACCUCUUCAGCAAACACCAUUUAUUCUGGGAUGCAGUAUAACAGGUGUAAAACUGUCAGAAAAUGAUUUUAAGAUUCAGAGUUAUUUUUCAUCUCUGCUAAAGAGAACUGGGGCCUCAUUUAUAAAAUGUUGCACAGAAACCAUCCUAAAUUUGUUCUUACGAUCAUUUCUCCGAUGUGCGUAUGUGUGAUUCAUAGAAUGAACGUACACACAGAAAACGAGCGUACGCCUCUUUUUCAGAUGUGAAAUCUAUAAAUCGCAAAUGAUCUUGAACUUGUGCGCAGCUGAAUAGUUUCAGUUCUCCGCGUUUUAAAUGACACUAAAUUAAUGUAAUUUACAUUUAAAAGAUCACCAGUCAUCGUCCAAAUCCUUGGCGAACGGCAAGAACAGCUUAGAUUUCCAAAAACCUGCAGUAAUCUGACCAGGAAAAGUGUGUACGUCUGCUCAGACCCUGACGUGUCUCUAAGCACUUUUCCACGUCAAAGACCGUUUUUAUAAAUAUGAGCGUUGGUGUGGAUUUAAGCGUACGCACACUCUAAGAUCAAAUCUGUGCGUACACACGCUUUAUAAAUGAGGCCCAUGGGCGGCGUCCAAAAUCACAUACUUCAGGCGAAAAACAGUAUGUGACAAAAAAAGUAUGUCCUAACUCACAGUGCUCAUAAAAGAGUAGACAAAAAGUACCCAAAUGACCAACUACAUCAGUUCAGAUGAGAUUCUGAAGUGUGCAUACAAUGGGCACUUUACUAUCCAAUGAGGCAGCAGGAGAGAAUUUAUGAAUGGCCAGCAAAGUGACACAACUGAUAAUGACAACAUGGCGAAUAUAGUGUGUCCAGAUUACAUUCAUAUCGCACACACAUACUAUAUAAAGCAUACUUUUUUUUUUUUUUAGCACUCACAAAGUACUUAAACCCCUAUUCAAGAGAGUAUAAGAUUUUGGAUGCAGCCAUUGUCCAUAUAUAGUUUAUUCACAGUCACCGAAAUUAUUUUUUGUGUCAAAUGUCAUCCUAGCACAGAAAAGAGUUGACAAAUUCAAAUAAAUUUGUAAUUUUUUCUAAAGAAAUUACAUUCUGUCACAUGAAACAUGAAGACAAUGUGUCUUUUCGUAAGAGCAAGAUCGACUUAGCUAAUGAUGAAGAGAAUUUUAUGAACAGUAUGAAGAAUUUAAACUUUCACACAGCAUGAGCUCAUUGUAAUUAAAAUAGCUAAAUAAAAUACAAAUAGCUAAUAUAUCAAUGUGCAAGUAAAUUUCUACAGGUCCACAACAAGAAAAACCUGUAUGUAUUCAUUUAAAAUGAAAAUGCUUUAUAUAUAUAUAUAUAUAUAUAUAUAUAUAUAUAUAUAUAUAUAUAUAUAUAAACUACAUAUAAUUAGUAUUAUUAGAUGUUACACUAGCUGUAAAGCAGAUAAAGGCAACGUACAAAAAUAUCAAAGUGGAACAAAUUAAAUCAUCACCUGAUGGAAAUCUACAUCUCUUGAAUGUAUAAUUAUAAAGAAUCUAAUUUUGUCCAUCUCUAAAAAUAAAGCAU
Molecule: messenger RNA, 16238 nt
Organism: Ctenopharyngodon idella (grass carp)
Lineage: Eukaryota; Metazoa; Chordata; Actinopteri; Cypriniformes; Xenocyprididae
Gene: dnah5
Product: dynein, axonemal, heavy chain 5
Biological process (GO): microtubule-based movement
Cellular component (GO): dynein complex
Molecular function (GO): dynein intermediate chain binding; minus-end-directed microtubule motor activity; ATP hydrolysis activity
Source: RefSeq, a predicted model, not a curated record